AUGCUACUAAAAAACAUAGCAGGUAAUUAUACAGAACAAAUUAUUUUAGACGAGUUCCCAGGGGCUAAAAUACCACAAGUCAAGAUAAUUAAAGUAAAACUCCUGUCAUUGAGAAAAUCCAUCGUCCAGAUCACAGCUGACCGUUUUCACAAAAACUUGACUCAAGUUAAAAGACUAUGCUGCCAAAAAAUUAAAUGGGAAAGACUUUGCAAGCCGAAAAUCAUACAAUGUACUCGAUGCCAAAGAGUUGACCUCACCGCAUCAACAUGUGCUAUUAAUUACAGACAUGGCACCGAAAUACCAAGAAAAAAUUUUUACCACCAAUUGAUUCUCUCACACUCCAAACGAUUCCUACUUUUGGACUGCUGCAUUACGAACCUAAACAUCACCGAUUUUAUCAGCAAUAAAAUAGAAACAGUUGAUUAUGACAGUGACUAUAGAGCCCUAUUACUCUCACUACAAUUAAGUUCACCAAUCCAAGUCGAGCAGUUUCCAAAAAAAUUCAACUUUAAAACAACAGGUCUUAUUACUCCAGAUACUGUAUAA
Molecule: messenger RNA, 546 nt
Organism: Cotesia congregata
Lineage: Eukaryota; Metazoa; Arthropoda; Insecta; Hymenoptera; Braconidae
Source: the annotation of a GenBank genome assembly